GAUGUAUUUACUAUUUAAUAAUAAUAAUAAUAAAAUUAAUGCCUUUUCCUACCUGCCGAUGGAAACUUCUAAGGUUUUAAAAUGAUUUUAAUUAAAAAAAUAAAAGUUUUUAAAACUUUGAAUUAUCAAGUUAACGUCGGUUAGUGUACUAUCAAAGGCACACUGCCCAAACUUCAAGUUCAAAGGCCAUAAAAGCUACACAUGUCCUCCAAAAAAUAAAAUUUAAAAAGCUAUAAGAUAAAGUCAGAAAUAGAAAAGGGGGAAGAAGUCUGGCUUUUGGGACUCUGCGCGAAGAAGAAGAAGAAGAUUAGGAGGACUAGAUGAGAGGAUGAACGGAAAAAUAGAGUCACUACCAGAACAUCACGGCGACACCAGAAUCCGAUAUAUUUCCCGGUAUUCCCGGUACAAUCCGGUAUUCCCUGGUAUUUGGAGUGGUAAGAAACAACCAUGUUUUGGUACCGGUUUAGGUGCCGGUAUGGUAAAUACUGCAGUACCGGCAAUACGGGCAAAACUAUAUGGAUGGCCAAACACCUAUGUAUAUACAAAGGCAUUGGGGGAAAUGCUUUUAGAACAAUUUCAUCAGAAUCUGCCCUUGGCUAUCGUACGUCCCACCAUGGUAACCAGUACUUACAAAGAACCAUUUUCAGGUUGGAUUGAAGGUGCAAGAACCAUAGAUGGUGUAAUUACUGCCUUCGGUAAAGGGAGAUUGAAAAGCUUUCUUGGCCAUCCUAAUUCAAUCUUAGAUGUUAUACCAGCAGACAUGGUGGUAAAUUCUAUUAUUAUGGCCAUGGUGACUCAUGCAAAUAAGUCUUCUCAGAUCAUCUUCCAUGUGGGUUCUUCAUUGAGAAAUCCGAUGAAACUCCCUAGUCUUUCAGAUUUAAUCUCUCUGUAUUUCACUCAAAAUCCAUGGAUUGAUAGAAAUGGAAAGUCAAUCAAAGUCAGCAAGUUGAUAGUCUUUAGCAAUAUUGCUACGUUUCAAGCAUACAUGGCUAUUCGAUAUAAACUGCCGUUGAAGGUGUUGUGGUUAGCAAAUCUGAUGCUUUGCCAGUAUUAUCGGGAAAUACGUAUUAAUCUUAACCGGAAGGUCAGAGUAGUGAUGCGAAUGGUUGACCUCUACAAACCAUAUGCAUUUUUUACAGGCAGCUUUGAUGACUCUAACACAGAAAAUCUAAGAGUGGCGAUAAGAGAGAGUGAUGUCGAUGUAAAUUUGUUUUACUUUGACCCAAGGUGCAUUGACUGGGAAGACUACAUUAUGAACACUCAUAUUCCUGGCCUGACAAAGUACUCAAUGAAACCAUAACUUUGAGGGAUUGUUUAUUUUUAUUUCAAAAAAUGUUGUGUGAUUUGAAAUUUCUUUCAUCAAUAAGGCAAUAGCAACCUACCUAGCUAGCUGCUAGUCUGUUUAGAAUUUUACUUGAAGUGAAUUAGUGUUCAGAAAUUAAAUAUGCAAGAAAUAAAUGAAUAGAUGUGAGGAACUAAAUAAAUGUAUGUAACAAAUUAAUAAAGUGUGAAAAUGGAGUUAAAAAGGGUUUUAUUUGGAGUAUA
Molecule: messenger RNA, 1545 nt
Organism: Quercus lobata
Lineage: Eukaryota; Viridiplantae; Streptophyta; Magnoliopsida; Fagales; Fagaceae
Product: probable fatty acyl-CoA reductase 4
Exons: 7
Coding region: 329-1300 (323 amino acids)
Biological process (GO): long-chain fatty-acyl-CoA metabolic process; suberin biosynthetic process
Cellular component (GO): intracellular membrane-bounded organelle
Molecular function (GO): alcohol-forming very long-chain fatty acyl-CoA reductase (NADP+) activity
Source: RefSeq, a predicted model, not a curated record